Messenger RNA from Rhododendron vialii, 453 nucleotides. RefSeq lists its product as uncharacterized. The record is from RefSeq and is a predicted model, not a curated record. The transcript has 2 exons. Lineage: Eukaryota; Viridiplantae; Streptophyta; Magnoliopsida; Ericales; Ericaceae. The coding region runs from base 1 to 453 and encodes 150 amino acids.
AUGGCUAAUUUCAUUCCCAAACUUGCCCAAUACCAUACUCCUCUUUCAGCCCUACUGAAGAAAAACCCUCCUCCUUGGUCAACCCAUUGUACUAAAGCUAUCAAAAACCUCAAAGCCAUAGCCAAAACCCUUCCUCCAUUAGCCAUACCUUCAGAUGGGAAAAGAGUUCUUCAGACAAAUGCCUCUGAUCGAUAUUGUGGAGCAGUUCUUUUAGAAGAAAAUUCAAAUCAUAAGCGCAAAAUUUGUGGAUACAAAAGUGGUGCUUUCUCUCCAGCAGAGCUUCGUUAUCACUCUAUUUACAAAGAGAUUCUGGCAAUCAAAAGGAGCAUUGAGAAGUUUGAAUUUCAUAUAAUCAAACUGAAGACUAUUCUGGAGAAAGUGGUUCAGAUAAUUCAGAGUAACAACCAUGUGCUUAUGACAGAUGUCUCUCUUACGUGGUGUAUGAAUAAGUGA